AUGAGCAGCACCAGUCCAGCAACUUGCAGUAGAUCCUGGUCUAUUAGUGAAGAUUCAUUGAGAAGAUACGUGUUUCAUGCCAGUGAGAAUUGCAUUCAAGAAUUACUUUCAGCUUCAGAUUCCAAUAGAUCAGUUGAGAGUAGUAGUGUAAAUGAUGGCUGGAAAAUACUUGCUAUAGACAAUGGCAUGGAGAUAUCGAAACGCCGGUCUGGUUCACUUCACACUUUUCGCAGCAGAUGGUUGCUCAAAUCUGUCUCGGCCCAGCAGUUUAUUACUGUCGCCAAUGCCAUCGAUGCUGCAAAGCAAUGGGACCCAGAUUUAGUAGAAGCCAGGUAUAUAAAAGACCUUGAAGAAAAUCUGAGUAUCAUCCGUCUGCGGUUCGGAGAUAAAUCCAAACCUUUAUUCAGAAACCGAGAAUUUAUUGUCUAUGAGCGACGUGAAACCAUGGACGAUGGAACUCUGGUAGUUGCAGUAGCUUCUCUUCCGAAAGAGAUAGCCGAUGGUUUACAUCCAAAGCAAAAUAAUGCCAUAAGAGGCUUAUUAUUACAGUCGGGAUGGGUCGUAGAGAAGCUUGAAGAUGGUUCUUGCAUGGUCACUUACAUUGUUCAGCUUGAUCCAGCAGGAUGGCUGCCCAAAUGCUUCGUGAAUCGUUUCAAUACAAAACUGGUUAUGAUAAUUGAGAACCUGAAAAAUCAAGUUCUUGCUUGUUCUACUAAUGGAGAUACAUAA
Molecule: messenger RNA, 729 nt
Organism: Fraxinus pennsylvanica
Lineage: Eukaryota; Viridiplantae; Streptophyta; Magnoliopsida; Lamiales; Oleaceae
Source: the annotation of a GenBank genome assembly